CCAUGGCUUAAUAAUUCAGAAUAACGCUUAAAAUUUUAUCAAAAUCAGAAAACGAUAUCAUAUAGCUACCAUAGGUUCGAUUGAAUUAUUGAGAUAAAAAUCAUCAUAGCUUCAAUAUUUUGAAACAUAUACGCGUACAAAUCUUUCUUCUUAAACAUGUACGCAAACAACUCAAGAUAUAUAUACAUAACUUUCGAUUUGAGGAGAACUUUGACAUUACUGUUUGAAGUUGUUCUGACAGUAUUUAGUAACACUCCAUUUCUUGUGAAAUUGGGCAUUAUACAAAUGUCCAUACUAAGUCAAUUGCAAUUAUCAAGCUACAAAAAGUUUAUGAUUCUGAAGAAAAUCACCUACAAUCAUUUUAUUCAUUACCACGGGUCAGGAUGGAAACAUGUUCAAAGGCUUUUCUUCUAAUUACUCUACUGUCCAUACUAUAUUGUGCAGGAGCCCCUAAACACCCGGAUUGCGGUCCAGCUGGACGCUGCUACACUGUCAAUGCGCUAUUUGGAAGUUUUAAACAGACAAGAUGUGUUCCUUGUAAAAUGAAAACUUGAUCUAAUCAUUUAACUAGUUUGGAAUGCGAUUUUUGACAUUCGCUAAAAUAAAUACCACACAACAAUUUUCAUUGCUUAUAAUAAUAAUAAUAAAAAUGGAAAAUAUUUUA
Molecule: messenger RNA, 664 nt
Organism: Drosophila elegans
Lineage: Eukaryota; Metazoa; Arthropoda; Insecta; Diptera; Drosophilidae
Exons: 2
Coding region: 384-554 (56 amino acids)
Source: RefSeq, a predicted model, not a curated record